CAUUCUAUCAUGGCAAGGGAUUUAAGGGUCUCCAUAAAUCAGGACUUAGAGGUUGAUAUAACACCCAGAAAACCCAAAAAGUUACCAAAACAAGCUCGAGAGGAUCCAACACUAACUAUUGACCGUACACAUCUCCUGUCUGAGCACAAGAAGACAAGGCAGCGGUAUAUGGAAAAGGAUGGUAAGUGCAAUGUACACCAUGGCAAUGUCAAGGAAACCUACCGGUACUUUAGUGAUUUGUUUACUACCCUAGUGGAUCUCAAGUGGCACUUUAGCUUGUUUAUCUUUACGCUUGUGUUCAAUGUCACUUGGCUUUUCUUUGGCCUUAUCUGGUGGCUCGUUGCUUAUAUCCGAGGAGAUCUGGAUCACUUGGGCGACAAAAAUUGGGUUCCAUGUGUAGAAAAUCUUAAUGGUUUUGUGUCUGCGUUUCUCUUUUCUAUUGAAACCGAGACUACAAUUGGUUAUGGCUAUCGGGUGAUAACAGAGAAAUGCCCUGAAGGAAUCGUUCUGCUUUUAGUUCAAGCAAUAUUAGGCUCCAUUGUUAAUGCCUUGAUGGUAGGCUGCAUGUUUGUAAAGGUUAUCCUAGAGGGCAUGGUGGAAGAAACUGGUAAGUAAUCUUUAUAGUAAAAAUACUGUAUGGCCAAUUUUGACAUUGAUAUUGAAAUAUAGGAAGUCUUAAUAUAAUGUAUCCAAAGAAAUAAUAAUUAUUUGUGAGAAAGAUAAUUGUAGACUGAUUGUAUUAUUAUUUAUUUCAACAUUCUCCUCUUUUGAGACAGUAUUAUCAUGAA
Molecule: messenger RNA, 788 nt
Organism: Xenopus laevis (African clawed frog)
Lineage: Eukaryota; Metazoa; Chordata; Amphibia; Anura; Pipidae
Gene: kcnj5.S
Product: potassium inwardly rectifying channel subfamily J member 5 S homeolog
Exons: 1
Coding region: 10-615 (201 amino acids)
Biological process (GO): regulation of monoatomic ion transmembrane transport; potassium ion import across plasma membrane; potassium ion transport
Cellular component (GO): membrane; plasma membrane
Molecular function (GO): G-protein activated inward rectifier potassium channel activity; inward rectifier potassium channel activity
Source: RefSeq, a predicted model, not a curated record